GUCCGCGCUUCUCCCUGUUGUCAUUUUCAGCAUUUAAUUCAACUAUAUAUCAAUUUCACGGCUUCCUCAGUUGCACAAGCUUCUCACGUGGAGAUCUCAUCUUGGUAGAAGAAGUUACCUCCCUCUUUCUUCUCUUCCUCCUUUAAAAACCCUCACCUCCUCAGUUUUCGUUUCACUCUUGCCAACCCCAUUCUCCCUAGUAUUUUUUUUUUCUCUAAAACUAAUUAAUGGGUCCUUCGAACAAUUCCUUUUCUAGCUUCAAACAGCUGACAAAGGAUUUUCCUUUAGAGCACAGGCCUCGAAUGCUCAAAGAUUUUCUCUUUGAUCAUGAUUCAAUCUCAUGCUCCUCAAGCAUUCCAACCCUCAUCCAACAUGAUCUUAAUGCUGAAAAGGGGCUCAAAAGUCGAUCAACAGCACUCUCUGCAUUCCAGGCAAUGAUUAACAAAGCCGUCAAGAACAUCCACUUCGCUGCCAUCAAAUCUCCACCACUUUUACCCAGAAGCCUUUCUCGAAGGCUCUCUAGAAGUAGAAGGAGCUCAUGCAGGGAGAGUGAAACUGAAAACAAACAAACUCAAACCAAAAUUACAGUCACCAUCAAAGACAUCAUACGGUGGAAAUCAUUUCGAGACACUGUAGAAGAGGAAUCACAGCCGUCGGCCUUGUCAUGCUCCCCACAUCACUGCAAGACAGCCACCACCACCACCACUACACCCAGUAGCAGUAGUAGUAGCAGUAAUGGAUCAAGCUGGUGUGAGAGUGAUUUCACAUCAGAGUACGGUCAUUUUGAGGAGACGUGCGGUGAAAAGGAAUAUGGGGUGAUGGGUAAAGAAUAUCCACAGCGUGUCGGCGAGGAAGAUGAUUCAAUAUUGGGGCAGACAAGAAGCGAAACAAAUAAAGCAGUGGGUCUGAAGGCGGAGGAGAAGCAACAGAACAACCCAGUUUCAGUAAUCGGCGUCCAAUCUGAUGAGGAUGAAGAAGAAGAAGAAAAGGUGUGGCAGUUGCUGAAUGUUGUUAAAGAGACGAAGUCAGUUGGGGACUACAGAGUACUGGUGGAUUUCUUUCUAUAUGAAUUGGAGAGAAAGGGAUCCCAAAGGAUAAACAAUGGGUUCGAUUGCGAGAUGUUAAGCAGAGGAAGAGCUUGGAUCAAUGGGGAAGGAGGGCUGUGGAUGGACUGGGAUAAGAAGGAGAGUUGUGUAAGAGAAAUGGAGAGGGAAGUGAAGUGGAGCAAGUUGAAGGAGGAGGAAGAAGAAGUUGCUUUGGCAAUUGAGAAUGGGAUGCUUGAUGAGCUACUGCUUGAUCUCUUCUCUUGAAUUUUGCCAGUUUGUGUUUCAUGCCUUGGCCUAUGCUAAAUUUUAGGAGAAGAAUGUAUAUAAAUAACAAAAAGAGGAAGUUAAUUAGAGAAAUUCCUGAUUUUUCUUAGUAAUUUUAUGUGGAAUUUUCUUC
Molecule: messenger RNA, 1443 nt
Organism: Manihot esculenta (cassava)
Lineage: Eukaryota; Viridiplantae; Streptophyta; Magnoliopsida; Malpighiales; Euphorbiaceae
Exons: 2
Coding region: 228-1310 (360 amino acids)
Source: RefSeq, a predicted model, not a curated record